Molecule: messenger RNA, 1316 nt
Organism: Chaetomium fimeti
Lineage: Eukaryota; Fungi; Ascomycota; Sordariomycetes; Sordariales; Chaetomiaceae
Product: mitotic checkpoint regulator, MAD2B-interacting-domain-containing protein
Exons: 1
Coding region: 59-1312 (417 amino acids)
Cellular component (GO): nucleus
Source: RefSeq, a predicted model, not a curated record
CCGCCACUCAUCAAUCUAUCACGACACCUCCUAGAUCGGCCACAACAGAAUCGCAACCAUGGGCCUAGUCGACUACUCCGAUUCGGAAUCCGAGACCGAAACCGUACAGCAAAAGCCGAACCCUGCCGCAGCUGCAUCCUCGAAGAAACCGUUCCAGAAGCUCCUCGAUCGCACUUCUGGCCCCGGCAAAAUUGUCGUCAACCUUUCAGCCGCGGGUACAGCUUCCGAUGCCAACGUCGAGGACGAGCAACCACCGGCGAAGCGUGUAAAGACUGCCGGCACUAGCAGGUUUAGCGGCCUCGGCUCAUUCUUGCCACCACCUAAAAGGGCGGCAGCAGCAGCAGCAGCAGCAGCAACGCCAGGUGGAUCGGCAGCAUUGGGGAGGAAAUCUGGCACCGCGCCCGCUCCUGGCGUACAUCUCCGCACUGGCGCCGAGCCGGCAUUCGCCAGGGGGGGCGGCGACGGUGAGGCUGCAGAUGUCGAUGGCGACCUUGCGCCUAGUUCCAAGAACCGCGCCGGGCCCUCGAUACCCGAAGGGCAAAAGCCAGAGGAAGAAGUGAAGCUGGUGGGCAAGCCGCUCAUGUUCAAGCCCCUUUCGGUGGCCAGGAAGAGGGCGCCGGCGAAGAACAAGAAAAAGGACACAGCACUCCAAACAGCUAGCCCAUCCCCAGGCGCGGCCGCCCUCCAAAACCACCCAUCGACGACGACGACACCCCCCACAGCGUCAAGUACAGCGCCUCCGCCCCAAAAGAAAAUCUCCCUCUUUUCCAUGGGCGACGACGAACCCACCCCAACCACAAACCCCACCACCGCCGCCGCCGCAACAGGCAGCUACCAACCGCUCUUCACCUCAACCGAACCGACCCUCCCCGACGAAGAAAGCGACGUAACCUCGGCCUACCCAACCUACCAACCCCCAGAACCCACCACCCAACACCAACAACAUCACCACCAACAACAACAACAACACGACUCCCUAGCCUCCCUAACCGCCAACCUCUCCCGCGCCGCCCAGCGCGAGCUCUUCGGCCGCCCCACCUCCACCUCCACCUCCUCUUCUACCGGACCCUCCCUCCCCGCCAACGCCAGGGUGAUCGACUUCAACAUGGAGCGGGAGUACGCGCACAACGAGGCGCUGCGGCAGUCGGGCGCGGCGCAGCCGGCGUACAACCCGGUGCGGUCGAUCGCGCCGGGCAAGCACAGCCUGCGGCAGGUGGUCAACAUGGCGCAGAGCAACCAGGACGCGCUGGAGGAGAGCUUUGCGCGCGCCAAGAGCAGCCAGAAGGAUGCCGCGGGGAGGUAUGGGUGGUAGGAGG